UAAUAAAAAAAAAUCUCUGUUGUGAGUCUCAUUUGUUUCGUUGAGGUUUGAGUUAAAUUUUAAUUGUUUUUGUUUUGAAUUGAUUGCCUGAGGAUAUUUACCAUUUAUCGUUGAUUGUAAAAGUAAAAUGAGUUCUGAGGUGAAAGUUGUUUCGGUUUCUAAAUGUUUCGAGGGUAAACAAUUCGUCUAUUCUCAUUACAGUGAUUCACUUAAAUGUGAGAUGAAUUUUUCUCUCUAUCAACCGCCUCAGGCUACAGAAUCUAACAAAGUACCGGUCAUCUAUUUUCUAUCAGGAUUAACUUCAUCGGAACAGGAGAUUAUUCAACAAUCAGGGUUCCAGAAAUACGCCUCUCACCAUGGAAUCUGUGUUGUUGGUCCUGAUACUUUUCCUCGAUCUUCUUUCCCCAAAGACAGCACCAUAACUCGAGCUCAAAUGGCCUCAAUGUACGUCGAUGCAACGACCAAGGGUUGGAAUGAACAUUACAAGAUGUACACUUAUGUUACUAAAGAAUUGAUUAAAUUGGUCGAAGAAAAGUUUAAUUUCAUUGAGAAAGACAAUCGAUCCGUUAUGGGUCACAGUAUGGGCGGACAUGGGGCUCUAAUGGCUUCUCUUCGUAAUCCUGGUCUCUAUAAAUGCUGCUCGGCAUUUGCACCAAUCUACAAUCUUGAAGGUGCUCAUGAAUUUAUGGUUAACCUAAUGGACAAGGAAGAUUAUGAUAAUUGGGAUGCUACUUGUCUACUCCGUAAUUACAAAGGACCUUCACUACAUAUACUCAUUGAUCAGGGAGCGGAAGAUUAUAUACUUGGUCUAUUCAGCGCGGAUCGUUUCAUUGCCGCUGCAGUGGAAAAUAAAACAACCGUUACCUUUAACCUCUACGAAGGCUAUGACCAUGGACACCAGUUCGUGAAAACUUUCAUCGGUCAUCAGUUUGACCAUCAUGCCAAAAUUUUGAAGAGUUAAUCUCAAUAUCAGAAUUUAUCAAGUACUCUCAUGGUGAAUCUCAGAAUCUAUCGAUAUGUUGGAAAACAAUUUAUUAGAUCUUCGUUAUGCUGAUGAUUAUUUCCAUAGCUCAAUUAACCUUUUUUUUGUAAUUUAAUUAAUGAUUUGGUUUCAAUUGAUUUCUCAAAUCUCUCCAAUUGAUAAACAUUAAAUAUUCAAUUGUCAAUUUUUCCGAGUGAAAACUGAAAAUUUCCAAUCAA
Messenger RNA from Panonychus citri (citrus red mite), 1200 nucleotides. Its product is annotated as S-formylglutathione hydrolase-like. The coding region runs from base 128 to 961 and encodes 277 amino acids. NCBI's taxonomy places the organism in Eukaryota, Metazoa, Arthropoda, Arachnida, Trombidiformes, Tetranychidae. Gene Ontology annotation, biological process: formaldehyde catabolic process. The record is from RefSeq and is a predicted model, not a curated record. The transcript is spliced from 3 exons. Gene Ontology annotation, molecular function: S-formylglutathione hydrolase activity. Gene Ontology annotation, cellular component: cytosol.